This is a messenger RNA of Diatraea saccharalis (sugarcane borer), 2902 nucleotides long. NCBI's taxonomy places the organism in Eukaryota, Metazoa, Arthropoda, Insecta, Lepidoptera, Crambidae. The record is from the annotation of a GenBank genome assembly.
GCUUGACAUUGACAUACCUUAACUAACACAACGUAUUAUUGUUCUGUGAACACAACAUAGGCCGAGUGAAGCAUAAUAGAAUAUCAUUUACUGCAUUUGUAUGCCAUAAUUUUGUUUGUUUAAUGUUUAAAUAGCAUAACAUAACAUUAACUGAUUUGCUGCCAUGGCUGGGCAAGGCCACCAGUUUCCUGGUAAUUUCCAAGCCAAUCCUGGCGCAAUGAGGUCCGGCUUUGGCACUGGACCUAUGGGAGCUCAAAUGCAAGGAAUGCCGAAUCAGCUUGGAGGAGUCAUGGGUGGUCCGAUGGCAAAUACAGGUGGAAUGGUGGGAAUGGGAAAUCAAAUGGUCACACCAUAUGGUGCAGCUAUGCAAAAUCAAAUGGGCAACAUGGGUAUGGGCUCUCAGAGCAUGGGUGUGGGUGUUGGUGGUGCACCUGGUGGUGGUUUAGGACCACAAGCUGUACAGCAACCAGGUGGUAUGCAGCCGACUGGUACGGUGGCAGCGGCAGUGCCGGCUGCGCCUGCUGCCCCCCCGCCACAGAACAAGGAGUUCAACACCGCCUCUCUCUGCAAAUUUGGUCAAGAAACAGUACAAGAUAUCGUCAGUAGAACACAAGACGUUUUUCAGACUUUAAAGGCUAUUCAACCGCCCAACGGUACACAGCACGGCGAAAACGCCAGUAAUGACAAGAAAGCUAAAAUGCAAGAACAACUCCGCACGAUCCGCUUACUGUUCAAACGGCUGAGGCUCAUCUACGAGAAGUGUAACGAAACUUGCCAGGGUAUGGAGUACACACAUAUGGAGAGCCUCAUUCCUCUGAAAGAUGAAGCGGAGAACAAGACAUUAGACGAGAGACGGAAUACAGAAUCUUACAGACUUGCUCUCGAGGAAAACAGAGAACUCACAGAACAGGUGGUGUUAAAAAAUAAACAGUUGAAGGAAGUGAUAACUAAUCUAAGAACUAUUAUUUGGGAAAUCAACGUAAUGUUAACUAUGAGGCGGUCUUAGUAAGUUAAGUAUUAGUGUUAGAGAAAAGUUUUAUUAUUGUCAUACAAAAUAUUGAUGCUAUUUUUUAUAUUGUUUUACACGAUGUUUAGUAGAAAUAACACUAAAUCUGACAUACUGUAUUUUUAAGGGUGUUUAUACAAUACAGGGGGCCAAUUCUACUAAACAAAUUUUGUUCAAAUCGAAUCGAAAACGGAUCGAAACCGAACGAAACUACAGUUUUUAAUGGUUUUCCUAUUCUACUUAGUAACAUACGAUACAAUUCCAGCUAAAAUAGAACUAAAAUUUAUUUAGAGAAUUGGCCCCCUGGUCUGCAUGUCAGGUCACCACUAUAUGUUAAAUAUCUGCAAUGGACCUUGACCGCUACCAGCAAUGGAUUAAGGUUUAAACUUGAGUUGGGAAAUUUGACAGUUAUGUAUAGUCUGACGAGUAGUUGACUGCACCUGUAAAGAAAAGAGAACCCUUACGAUAUUGCUUCCUUGCCGACUGUUUGUGAAGGUUAGAAACGCGCGGAUAUUCUUAAAUUUAUAGCAAAUGUAAUGUAUGUGAACCAAGAUGUAGGAAACAUAGUUUUUAAGAGGACGCAUAAUUGAAAUUACUUAUAUCAAUUGAGAAAGCUACUUCACAUUGCUCAGAAAGCACGAGGCCAAAAUAUGAUAUAAAAAGUUAUCUUUACCAACGAUAUAAUUUAUUGUUGUUGUUAUUAGGCAUAUUCUUUUUUAUAAAUUAGAAACUUGAGAUUCGAUUUUUGUUUAAAUACUUUUUGAUUAAUCAAGAAUCUUUUUGAUCCUUAUUUUCAGCGUUAUACGUCAUUAAUUCAUCAUCCACUGGUCUUCCAUUCACAGAUCUCGUGAUUUCAUUUAAAUUUUCAUCAGCAUUAUGCGCACUCUUAAGACAAUUCAAUCAAAACAGUCUUUUAAGUUGUAACGUCAAAGCUACAUUUUAUAGAUUUUUUAAUAAAGUAACAAUUAUUUCUAAAUUACACAAAGCACAAAACUCUCAAAUCACUGAAUGUAGACUAUUACACCAUUUUCAGAAUUCAAUAACUUAUUCAUACCAUUGAUAUAGAAUGUUGAAAAUCAGCUUAUAUUUCAUGAUUUUGGAGAUGUUAUAUUGAGUUAUGUUAAUAAAUAUGGUUAUAUAAUAAUAAUUACAAUAAAAUAUAGUGCUACCACAUGUAUUAUUAUAUUAUGAUAUGUGACACUAUAGUAAAGAGAAGUAAUUACUUGAGAAAAUGUCGUAAUUGAGAAAAUUAAAGCCGAGUAUUUUUGUUAAUUUACCGUUUUCUAAUAACGCAAGUUUGCAAGUUUGUACGAAGUUCUAGGUGCACGAAACAGGUUUACGUUUUUAGAAAAUGGGAAUUGUAUCGAAUACGCUAUUCUUUGACAAAGUAAAAUAUAACUUGUCUGGAUUAUGCGAAUACUGCGUACGCCACAGAAAUAUUAUAGAUUAUAUUGGUUAUAAGGCGGCCAAAUCGUGUUUUAGUGAAGUGAACCACUUCAUUUUUGUAGAUAUUUAAUAAUAAAAAAUAGGAAAUAUUGGCACGGUGGUCCCGCCUUCUGGUCAUUCGAUCUUGAUUUAUUUCUGUGGCGUACUUAAUAUGUUCUUAAAACCUAGUGUUACUGUACUUAUUUCAUUAUUUUUCUCCAUAUUUAUUGUAACUAGCGUUUUCUUAUUUUCAGUCUACAUUAAUCCUAUUUCAUUGAAGUCGUAUACCGUGAUGACUGUAAUUAUGUUAAAUAAUAAUAUUUUUUUGUUAUUAAAAGAAAUGUUAUGUGUAAAUAUAGUGCGUUGUGUGAUUGAGAAUGUUCAAGAUAGAGUAAAAGAGUAAAUAAGUAUUAUUCAAAUGGUGAGUGUAAUGUAAUUUAAUAAUAAAAAUAAAAUAAAGAAUUGAGUUGU